AUGAAGCCAAUUACUGCUUGUGGCACAUCUGAACCCCUCAGCGAUUCUCAACAAGCUUCAAAUGAACAGCAAGAAUGUAGCGUGGCUUCUCUAACGAACGGCAAUUCCUUCGAAAGUUCCCAUCAUCCCGUUUCUUUCGAGCUUGAUUUAUCGGGAAAUUUUCAAUUCGUUAGUGAGAACUCUUCUGAUUUACUAAAUGUUCCUCAGGACGAAGUUGUUGGCCAUUCAGUAAAAGAUUUUUUGGGUAAAACCGGAUUGGAUGCGUUCACUAAAGCUGCAAAAUGUCUGUUAGAAGAUGAUUCUCAUAGCUAUCAUGUUCGAUUGAAACAUCCUUCGAGAAUUUCUCUUACACAGCACCCUCAUGCACCUAAUCAUACUUCCCCUCUCACUUACGAUGACAGUGACCUUCCUGUUGAGCAAUUUGAUGCAGUAGGUAUUUUGAUUCGUAACUCUCAUACAAAUACGCCUGUCCAUACAAUGUGGGUGGCUCACCCCGUUACCAAUAACACUAUAGACUCGAAGUUAUACGCAAAUAAGGUAUUGGAAGUCAUUGGUCUGAGCGCUGGUCUUCUCGACCAGUAUUUAUCUUCCUUGCGUGAAUCGUUCUUUAAAACUGGUGAUUUACAGUCUUUACCUCUUCCGCGGCCCGAGUUUUGUCAAAUUUGCGAAAGAAAUAUUCAGUCAUGGUUCUUUGAGGUUCAUUCUAAGCUUUGCUUAAUUACCAGCACUUUUGAAUCUAUUGUACAAUCUGCCCAAGAUUCUCUGCUUUAUUUUCGAUCUACCUUGUUACAGAUCCAAAAUGAAUUAUUCGAAAACCCUUCUUUAAUUCCACUUUAUAAAGAUGAACCGUUGAUUUUAUAUCCUGAUUAUGACAUGUCAUCUUUAUCCAUUCCUAAGGAUGCAAGAAAUGAGUUCUCCGUCUCCUUCUUGUCCGCCUUCCUGGAUCAAAUAACAUACUAUCUGAACUUGGUUAUAGACAUAAGCAUACCUCCCGUGAAAGUCAUUGUAAAUUUCAGUGAUGUGGAAUCUCUUCGGUUACAAUCCCCUAAGUCAGAAGUUUCUACAGACGAAUUGCAAAACUUCACACCCUCUCUUCAAAACUGCUCGCAGGCAGUUAUAAAUCUUUGGAAAGAUUUAAGAAAUGCAUUCGAUAUGAAAGUUAUUGGAAUUACCCGUCUAAAGAACGCUGUGUACUACUCUGAGCGGAUUCGAUUGGAAGUAGACUAUCAUGUUCAAGAAGUGAUUGAUAAUGUUGUUUCUGAAUUGUCGUCGUUGCAGGACUCAAAUUACGUGGAGGGUCUAACAUUAGACGCUCCUACUAUAGCUGCCCCAGGAGUCGAUGUAAAUGCAGUUAAAGAAAUUAAUCCACAAUUCAAACAUGAUACUGAAUUUACACCUUACUCGGAUUCGAACUCAGAUCUUUCUAGGUCCUCCUCAUGUUCUCUACUUACACAAUGCCAUCCGUAUUGCUUCACUCAUGAUUCCGAUUGUUGUUCUGCUCCGGUGAAUGAGGUGCCUGACAUUCAUUCACCUUUUCAGCGUCUCAAAGUGUCAGAGCCAUGUUGCUCUGAUCACAAGUUUGAAGAAUCGAGGUUCUUGUCUCCAAAUUCCAGUCCUCGGUUUUUGGCUUCUGAUGCUUCAGGUCAUAGCUUAUCGCUAAACGCUCGUACAUCGCUGAAUUCACGUGGACGGUCGAAUAACCUAUCUGAAAAGGAUUUACGACUUCCCUCUCCAUCUCCUCGCAUACAUACAAUUCUGCCUUCAGCUACUCAUCAUAAUCCUUCGAUUAAUGAUUACAAAAUUCUCAAACCAAUUAGCAAGGGUGCCUUUGGUUCUGUCUAUUUGGCCCAAAAAAGAACGACCGGUGAUUACUUCGCCGUCAAAAUUCUAAAGAAAUCUGAUAUGAUUGCUAAAAAUCAGGUGGUGAAUGUGCGAGCUGAGCGUGCCAUUUUAAUGGCUCAAGGAGAAAUUCCUUUUGUUGCUAAAUUGUAUUAUACAUUUCAGUCUAGAGAUUAUCUUUAUCUUGUUAUGGAAUAUUUAAAUGGAGGUGAUUGCGGAUCGCUUUUGAAAACAAUGGGCGUGCUAGAAUUAGAUUGGAUUCAUAAGUACUUAGCAGAGAUCGUUCUAUGCUUGGGUGCUCUACACAACAGAGAAAUUGUUCAUCGUGAUAUCAAACCAGAAAAUUUGUUGAUUGCUCAAUCAGGCCACCUCAAGCUAACGGAUUUCGGAUUAAGCAGAGUGGGGUAUCUGAAUAGGCAAAACAGGAUUGAUAGUGAGUCGAGCUUUGCACCUAAUUUAGCAGAAUGUACGGGUUCUUUGUCGGACCUCUCAUUAAGUACUGCUUCAUCUUUGUUAGAUACACAUUCUGUGGGUGCUUCGGAGUCGCCUAAACGUCCUACACUCAAUGAAAGAUUACUAUCAUUAGAUGGAACAAGUAUCAGACUUGCUUCUCAAAGUUUUAGCCUUGAAAACGGGUCCGAAGAUUUACUCCUUGCUGGUAGGAAGUCUAAUGCUGUUAAUAGUAAUGAUGACAAUCGAAAUCAAGCUACUGAUUCACCUAAGAUUCAACCUUUUCUUGAAAAUGAUGAUUCCUUUAAGAGAUUUAUUGGGACUCCAGAUUACAUUGCCCCUGAAGUUAUUUUAGGUAAUCCUGGGAUUAAAGCAAGCGAUUGGUGGUCUGUAGGCUGUGUUCUAUUUGAGUUUCUUUUUGGCUAUCCUCCCUUUAAUGCAGAUAGCCCAACUGAAAUUUUUAAGAACAUUAUCGCUCGAAGAAUUGCAUGGCCUAGCAACACUAACUUUCAUGAGUUAGGCGAUGCUGUGGAUUUAAUUAAUCGCUUGCUGUGUAUGGAACCAUCUGAGAGACUGGGAGCGGGAGGAGUAGAAGAGGUUAAAUCGCAUCCAUUUUUUAGAGGUGUCAAUUGGGACAAUGUAGUAAACGAGGAACCUCCUUUUGUUCCGAAACCUUUUGCGCCUGAUGAUACAAUUUAUUUUGAUUCUAGAGGAUUAGAUGAGCUUGACUAUAGUCGUUACUACACGCAGCCUUCUGAGCAAACUCGUCACAAAGAACCUCUCUCUGAAACUAUUGCUUCUUCAAUUCCUCAGCAUCUUAAAUUGAGUGAAAGGAAAAAUCGAAUGAGAAGUAAUACCGUAGAUUCGGCACCAGAGUUUGGGAGUUUCAGCUAUCGUAAUUUAGAAAUCUUAGACAAAGCCAAUCGGAGUACCAUCCAGAAGCUCAAGAAGGAGCAUCAAAAUAACACACCUACGGAAGCUUCCAUCGAAGAUAUGCACGAGUAUAUGACAAAUUUCAAAAAUAGAUACACGUCGAAUUCUUAUUUAAGCGAACAUACAUCUCGCCGUGCUUCAGUUGCUGGCAUGGAGACGCCUGUAGGAACCCGAUCAAGGGACGAGUUUUCCUUGGAUACGAGUUCCACGGAAAGCGCAAAUGACUUGAACCAUACAAGAAUGGUUGCUUACUUUAAUGGUCUCCAGUUCGAUGAUGAAGAAGAUCCCUAG
Schizosaccharomyces cryophilus OY26 is the source of this 3513-nucleotide messenger RNA. Its product is annotated as AGC protein kinase Cek1. The transcript has a single exon. Gene Ontology annotation, biological process: intracellular signal transduction; peptidyl-serine phosphorylation. NCBI's taxonomy places the organism in Eukaryota, Fungi, Ascomycota, Schizosaccharomycetes, Schizosaccharomycetales, Schizosaccharomycetaceae. Gene Ontology annotation, cellular component: cytoplasm; nucleus. Gene Ontology annotation, molecular function: protein serine/threonine kinase activity; ATP binding. The record is from RefSeq and is a predicted model, not a curated record. Bases 1 to 3513 code for a protein of 1170 amino acids.